CUUCUUUGUCACUUUUUCGUUUUCUUGGAGGCGUAGUCUUGUUUUCAGGCAAUCUUCCCUGUUGGUCGUACGCGGAGUGUAAAGUAAAACGAAUGAAUUUACUUGUUGGCGCUUUCUCACGACGAGUUGUUCCUACUUCCAACCGAGCUUUCAACUGCCCUGCUUUACUCCACACGCUUCAGGCUACUACCCGCGACUCUCCUUCAGGUAUGUCGUCGCGGGGCUCGCAAAGCGGUCAACGAGGUCGAGGUAGUGGUCGAGGUGGUGGCCGAGGUGGUGGUCGCGGUCAUGGCCGAGGCCGUCAUCCUUACAGGCCGCGAAAGACGGAGAAAGAGAACGAACAAUCAUCCCAGACUAGCCGAGCGCAACAGAUUCGUUCCCCCACGGGGGAUGUUCUUCAGACGGGGGAUCCUUUUCCUACGUUGCCCCCUCCUCCAAAGGUUGAACCUCCAACGAUAUUGAGGGAUGAAUGCAUGUACAUGGAGAUGAAGGAGAUUGUGCCUAUUCCAGUGGAUCCAAAUUCAAGGCCAUUCUCCUCUCUGCAGAUUACUUUGGGCAACGCCUUGUUGCAGGGCCUGGACAAUAUGGGAUUCAAAUACAUGUCCCCCGUCCAAGAGAAAGUCCUCACGGAGUUACCGUCGUAUUCCUCCGACUGUCUCGUACAGGCGAAGACAGGCACAGGAAAAACAGCCGCUUUCCUCCUUCCGGCGAUCGUGAACCUACUUCGCGGAAAUCGACCACCUCGAGGUAAAGUAGCCGUCUUGGCCAUCUGUCCCACUCGGGAGCUCGCACUACAAAUUGCCAAAGAAUGUGAGGGUAUCACAGAGUUCCUGCCCGAUCAUCAGAAGAUGGAAUGUCACACUGCAUAUGGAGGAACCGGGAGGGCGUCAAGUUUGAACAAGUUUCUGAAGGGUAAUCCCACGAUCGUAGUCGCUACACCAGGGAGACUGGCCGACAUAUUAGGCGAAGAGGAGGUUCGUGAGAAGUUCGACAGCCUGAAAACCCUCGUUCUCGAUGAAGCGGACCAAAUGCUGGACCAGGGCUUCGCACCAGAUAUAAAGAAGAUUCUCAAAUAUCUUCCGCCCAAGAGCGAGGGAUGGCAAGGCAUGUGCUUUUCGGCCACACUCCCGCCAAACGUCAAAGACGUGGUCAACUGCGUGCUCUUCCCGGGGUACAUUUCCCUUUCUACCAUCGACAAGAACGAAGCUCCGACCGUUGACCGCGUCCCGCAAUUCGCCAUAGAGGUGCCCACCAUCAACGAAACCUUUGCUGUACUCCUCGCUCUCAUUGAGACGGAGUAUAAGGCCUCCCCUCAAGACUUCAAAGCCAUUGUCUUCGGAACCACAGCCAACGGCGUCGGACUUUUGUAUGACCUCUAUAAAGCCGCGCUACCCCAAUUCCGCGUCUUUGAGCUGCACAGCCGCAUGUCACAGCCGAAUCGGACACGCACGACGGACGAGUUCAAAGCUGCAUCCAGUGGCAUCCUGUUCGCCUCGGACGUCGUCGGCCGUGGAAUGGAUUUUCCCAAUGUUGGCCUCGUCAUCCAACUCGGGCUUCCCGCAUCGGCUGAACAAUACAUUCAUCGCGUCGGCCGGACGGCUCGAGCCGGGCGUGAUGGCCGCGCCGUCAUGGUUCUGUUUCAAUACGAGUCUUUCUUCAUCAAGGUCAACAAAUCGCUUCCUAUCGGUGCCUAUCCCACAGACUUGACCACCGACUUACAGCCUUAUCAGGAGCGUAUCGAUCGCGCCCUGACUCUCGUGGAUGAGGAAACCAAGGCAAGGGCAUAUCAAGCUUUUCUCGGGUACUACAAGACGUUCUUGCAGAAGCUGAGGCUCGACGUCACUAGGCUUGUGCGGCUAGCGAAUCAGUAUGCCAAGGCAAUGGGGUGCCCCGAGCCGCCGUUGAUUGAGAAGAGGAUAGUGACUAAGAUGGGGUUGAAGAGUGCGUCAGGGUUGAGGAUUGGGAGUCGGAAAGCCGGAAAGGAGUGAUGAGAUGAGAAUGGUCACUCAGCUAUAAAACUUGUAUGAUAGGGAUGGAUCAAGGAUAAUUGUAAAAAAUCAAGAAGGAUACGGAAUGGGUCGAGGCUAUAGAAGUAAGAUACCCCCGGAACGAUUGCAUUCAUAUAACAUGGCAUGGUAAAAUUCUGUAAAGUUCUAUUAGACACUAAUAACUGAUGAUGCAUC
Westerdykella ornata is the source of this 2183-nucleotide messenger RNA. RefSeq names its product DEAD-domain-containing protein. Lineage: Eukaryota; Fungi; Ascomycota; Dothideomycetes; Pleosporales; Sporormiaceae. Gene Ontology annotation, molecular function: nucleic acid binding; ATP binding. Gene Ontology annotation, cellular component: mitochondrion. The transcript has 2 exons. The coding region runs from base 93 to 1988 and encodes 631 amino acids. The record is from RefSeq and is a predicted model, not a curated record.